Molecule: messenger RNA, 243 nt
Organism: Sphaerulina musiva SO2202
Lineage: Eukaryota; Fungi; Ascomycota; Dothideomycetes; Mycosphaerellales; Mycosphaerellaceae
Exons: 2
Coding region: 1-243 (80 amino acids)
Biological process (GO): protein N-linked glycosylation
Source: RefSeq, a predicted model, not a curated record
AUGUCGGAUCAAUCACCUCUCGCACUGUGGGAGGCCUCCGCCAACAGCCCCUUCAUCCCCGCCGUUGGCAAAGACGCGCAGCUCCUGGUGGGCUUCGUCUUGCUCUCCAUUGGCUUCGUCUUGACGGCUCUCUUCGGCCUCAACCUUUCCGUCAAGAACCUGCCCGUCCUCGCCGUGCCCGCAUCUCUGGCCUUCGCUUUUGGCGCCGUCUACAUGAUCUGCGCAGUCGGCGUCUAUGUAUAG